UUAAACGACGUCGUCGCAGCUCUGAACGCAACCUUUGGCCACGCCGACGCACCACAACACCCGCUCCCCGACGAUCUGAUACGCAUCCUUACUGUAUAUGUCGCAAAGGCGAGGAAGGAAGGAGAAGGUCUACACGAUGAACUGCGCGCCAUCUACGGCCACCACGUCGAGGCGCAUGCGAACAAGCUGCCGGCAUUCGUCUCUGUUCUCAAAGCCCUCCGCCCUGCCAUAGCCACCCAAGACCGUCUUGCCAUCUGGUUCCAAUGUGCCAUCAUACCCUUUGUCCAUCUGCCUGGCACCAGCCGAGUUGCCAUGUCGGACGCUCAAGACUUUGUCCUCGACUCGCUCGCAUAUGACACUGAGAGCCAGGAUGCCCGUGACAAGGCUCGCGCUGCUGCCCAUCUCUCCCACAUCCUUCUCGACGCUUUGCUCUCACAUACAACCCCUCGUCCGGACGCUUCGUCCAUCCAGACUGAGGACCACGCCGCUUGCCAGCUUCAGGUCAUGCUGAUCACCUUUGCUCGCAAGAAUCCGCGCGACUUCUUCGUCUCGGUUGACCAUUUCCUCGUACAACCCCAAACACGCAUGCAAGCCCUCGAUCUGCUUGCUGCCGUUCUUGAACAGCAACAUGCCCAUUUGCACCUGGUCCUCGACACCACUGUAGUCGAGCAUCUUCUCAAAUGCCUCAUGAACGACACAGCCACAGUCGUUGUCUCAGCUGCCCUGCGAUGCCUCAUCAUGCUGCUCCCACACAUUCCUGCCACUGUAGCAUCUCAGCUUCCGAGGUUGUUCUUGGUCUACAGCCGCUGCCUGUGCUGGGAGAAGUUCAGUGCCUCGAGUACUAAGGCUCAGCGCGACCUUGUUACUGAUGAUCGCGUUCGCCGCGACUCUGAUUCUGAUCUUGACUCCGAUCAAGAGCAUGGAGAUGAUCCUACCUGGCAAACUCUGCGCGCUUUACCCGAUAUGCCCGAAUCUUCCGCCCCCGAGUUGUUACAUUACUUUACUUACUUGUACGGCCUGUAUCCUCUCAACUUCAUGAGCUAUGUCAGGAAGCCUCGAAAGUAUCUCAAGAACAUCGAUUUCCCCGGUGCCGACGAAUUCGAUCUGGACCAGACCGUCAUCAGAAGCCGCACUGAGCAAUUCCAGCGUGUUCACUUCCUGCAUCCAAGCUUUUUUGCUACCACAAUCGAAGAGGAGUUGACCGAGAACCGCUGGCUCAAGGCCGAGCCUUCAGAAGUCAUCGCAGAAUGCCAUGGUCUUUACGCAGGCGAGCAUCCUAUGUUCAAGAGUCCCGCACCUCCUCCAUCGACAAAGCUGCCGGCAGUGCCUAGUUUCUUAGCCUCUGUCUCGGAACCAUCACAACCAGACAGCCCUACCUUGCCUCGCCAUCCUACUCGAAGCCCAACUGAACUUUCGGUCGAUUCAGCAUCCUCAAAGGACCUCUCGUAUCUGCAGCGGGAGCUGAUGUUGCUACGAAAUGAACUCACAUUCGAGCGUUACCUCAAGCAACAACACGUGGCUACCAUUGGUCAGCUCAAACGCAAUCACAUCAAAGCUGUUACUGUUGAGGCCGAAACGGCCACCCUGAUCAAUGCAAAUCGCGCGCUGCAAAAGAAGCUGAGCGACUCCAACAAAUUCAAUGAGAAGAUGCAAAAGGAAACACAGGCCCGCAGAACUCAUACAAAGCAAAGUGAAGAGCAACUCAUGGCAAAGAUUCGUACCCUCAAGGGAGAACUCGCCGACCAAGAGACACUACAACUCCGCCUCACUCAAGCCUCUAAGGACUGCGAUCAACUUCGUCUGCUUCUCGUCGAAAGCGAAUCACGUGAAUCUAAUAAGCAGGAGGAACUCGAAACUCUUGAGGCGCGUAUAAAGAACCAAGAAGCAGCAGACCAUCAAAAUGUGGAGCUGCAGAGGCAACUUCGGGACUAUCGCGAUAAAGAUAUUGCACUCGAAUCCAUCCGUGCAGAACACGAAUUGGCUAAACAAGAGCUCGAGAGCACAAAGUUCAUCUUGCAACGUCGCGAGCAAGAGCUUGAAAGACUAAAAGCUGCUCAUGAGGCCAAGAUGCGAGAAUACGAACUGCGA
This is a messenger RNA of Aureobasidium namibiae CBS 147.97, 2088 nucleotides long. RefSeq lists its product as uncharacterized. The transcript has a single exon. The record is from RefSeq and is a predicted model, not a curated record. Gene Ontology annotation, biological process: negative regulation of TOR signaling; regulation of cell cycle. Gene Ontology annotation, cellular component: TSC1-TSC2 complex. Lineage: Eukaryota; Fungi; Ascomycota; Dothideomycetes; Dothideales; Saccotheciaceae. The annotation marks the transcript as partial.